Messenger RNA from Neocloeon triangulifer, 2530 nucleotides. RefSeq names its product transcriptional regulator ATRX-like. Bases 179 to 2440 code for a protein of 753 amino acids. NCBI's taxonomy places the organism in Eukaryota, Metazoa, Arthropoda, Insecta, Ephemeroptera, Baetidae. The transcript has 15 exons. The record is from RefSeq and is a predicted model, not a curated record.
UAAUAAUAAACCUAUGGCCAGUGUGCCUCUUGCGUGUUCAUCUUUUGUUGAGUUGACGAAAAAACUGGCCAGGAGUAAGGACAGAAGGACAGGAAACGUUGGACAGUACUUUUUUCAUAGUCUUUGGUCUUGAGCAUGCUUAAAACUGAUGAAACAGGGACACAUAAAUAAUUGACGAAUGCGUGUAGAAAUGAGUACAUGCCCCCAUCGAGCAGAGUUGCUGGCAGAGUACAAAAUGUCAAAGAAAACAAAGCCCAAUUGUGUUGUUUCCAGUACUCCGAUGACAAGUAAGCAGCUGCAACACAACUUAGACAUUGUGCCUUUUAAGGACCCCGUCAUUUCACCCAUUCCUCUGGUGAAGCUCAGUGUCUCAACUAAAGCUCAGAAGAAGUGUUACGGCGGAAUUCAGGUGGCAAAUGACGAUGAGGAUCUGCACUCUUCCUCUGGUGAAGAUUUGCUUGACAUAGUCAAAAAGAGAGCAAAUAAAGAAAAAGGAGAGCAGGGAGGAAUAGAAACUGAAAAGCAAGAGAGCAAAGAGAAAGCAUCAAAAGAAUCGAAAAUGAAUAAGCAAGAAGGGAAACAACAAAAUGAAGGGAAAUUAAAACAAGCAGAGAAGGAAUCAGAUGCCUCAACAAAAAUGAGUAAUGACGUUGAUAAACGCCCCGUGAUUUCCGAAGACAAGGAUUCCUCUUCCGAUGGGGAAUUUUUCAAUAUUGACCCUAAGCAAAGGAAGCCACAGGAAGAAGAAAGGGCAGAUCAGGAGUCAAGCUUUUUCACAAAUGAAGGCACAACUGUUGCCAAUCAGCGAAAAGGGAAAGAUGAUACUGAUUUAUCAUCUGAUGAUGACUUACUUGAACUUGAUAUCCUCAGAGAGAAAUUAUUAACAACAAAGAAAUCUAAGAGGUCAACUGGUUUAGAAAUCAACCAAAACCAACCUACUUCAGGUAAACAUGAAUCUGCAACCACUGAGAGUUCUGAAAAGACUAAGUCUCCUAUCCAGAUCUCUAAACCAAGCAAGCCUGCCUCAAACGUUAUUGCCAGUGCAUUCUCUAGCCAAUUUACAGCAAAAGUUGAUAGAGUUUUGAUGGCUCCAAAAGUUGUCGCCCUGGAAGAAAUAGAAGAGGAAGCAGUCGAGACUUUUGUGUCUGAAACAAAAGUCUGGGGUAAGUGCCCUGGACCAUUGACUGCAAAACCUGCAGGAGGCACAAGCCAGAAAGAAGUUACAGUGAAAUCCAAGGCUUCAAGUACUAGUAUUAAAAACAAAGCUCAACAACAACCAACUCGGGAGCCUGUCGUAACACAGACAGAGGACGUAGAAAAAGAUGCAAAAUUGAAGAAAACGGAGAGCAAACUGCAGGUAGUAGUUGAAGAAGAAAGUGUGCCUGACCUUGAUCAUUCAACAAAUGAUAAGGGAUGCGAACCAAGUAAACCACUGUCCAAACACUCAAUGAAGCGGAAAUUUUUUGAAAACAAAAAAAUGAAUGACACCAAUAUGCAAGAUGGCCCUAUCAGGGUUAAAUACCCUCCUGCCAAGAAAAGGAAAAGUCUGCCAAUAUUAGAUAGCGCAACGAGUGUAAAUUCAGGAACCAUAAAGACGGAAGAAAUAGAUCAAGAUCAAAUAGACAUUCGGAGAUCGUCUCGCUCUAAACCUGGCCCAAUUCGAUUUUGGGAGCAGCGUUUGAACUACCAUUAUGAAAAUGGCCUAUGCACUUUGGAUACUGAGGCACCUGUUAAAACUGACCCUAUCAUAGAGGCUAUUAAAGAAAGUCGGAAAGAAGGUGAACCUCAAAAUAAGAAGCAAAAUACUGCCUACAAUCCGAAAUCAAAGCUGCUUGAAAAAUCUGGAACUAACUUGGAGGAAAGCAGAAAGUCUCAAAAGAAAGAGGAACGACAAAGCAAGAAGCAGAAUCUCACUACCAGCAGGCGCAAAUCAAAGUUGCCUACUCUGCAAAAACCUGUAGACAAGAAAGAAAAACCUGAAAAUGAGCAGACUGAAGAUAUGGCCAAUUUUCAGGAACAGUGCCCAGCAGCUCCACCAGGAAAGCCGUCUCAAAGAACAACAGGCCCUCGCCAAAUACCCAAGAAUAUCAAAGUAAAAUUAAAGCUUCGACCUAGUUCUGCUCACUCUCAGGAGGCUGUACCCAAAACUGAAGGUUCUGAAAAUUGGAAGAAACAAUUUAAUGAAAUGUCAACUGAACUUUUCACAAAUAAUCCUGAUGCUGUUUGUGAGGGUAUUGUGAAGCUGAAGCCUGGAAUGAAUAGGAAAUUAAUCAGUUGUCACCAAGUGUUUUACAGCACAUUAAAAGGCAGUUCAAGGAUUACUUUAGAUGGCGUUGCAUGCUACAAGUCGGAGACGUUUGCUAGCCCUGGCCAAAAGGUGGAAAUUUUCAACGCUAGUGAGACUGAAGAGUGCGUUCUGUACUUCAUAGAGACGGACUAAAAGAUAAAAAAUUUCUCAAAUCAUUUGAAUUGAUGCUAAAAGUAAGUUGUAAUCAAUUUAUUUUAAAAUAAAAGCAACAUGCACAAAGGA